AUGGCCGCCAUACUCUUUUUAUUCUGCGCAUCAGCUGUCAUGUUCCAAGUUUGCAACGCCCAAUGUUACGGUCGGGAUCCUCUGAUCGGAGGAUUGGCUGGGCCGUAUGGCUCUGCUUGGGGACCUUAUGAUGGCAUUGGCCCGUAUGACGGUCUGGGCUAUGGCUCGCAAUUAGGAGGAGGAUUCAUCGGCCUAAGCCCGGGAAAUUUAGCAGCAUCGUGCGGCGGCGGUCUCGCUGUUUCCAGCUCUUCUCCCAUCACCCCUACUGGGCUCACAUUAACUUCUGAGAAUACAAUCGAAGGCACCGUUGCUGUGAUGGGACAGCUGCCAUUCCUGGGUGCGGUGGCUACCGAUGGGGCGUUCGCUACUGCCGGCACUGGUGUUGUGAUUUACGGGUGCGGUGAUGGCGCCAUCGGCAUAGUUUCCGAAGCUCCUAUUGCCGCGCCACUGCCGCCCACCGUCGGACCCGGUUACGGUCCGGGACCAAUCGGAUAUGGACCCGCUAGAGGCGGAUAUAAAGGGUGCGGAUGCAACAGUGAUACCCUGCUGGAUCAGAACCAGCUUGCCGGGUCGGGACGUGGUAUACCGUUAACCGGUCGUUCUUACGAUGUUACUACUUAG
Molecule: messenger RNA, 621 nt
Organism: Bombyx mandarina (wild silkworm)
Lineage: Eukaryota; Metazoa; Arthropoda; Insecta; Lepidoptera; Bombycidae
Product: chorion class CB protein M5H4
Biological process (GO): chorion-containing eggshell formation; multicellular organism development
Cellular component (GO): egg chorion
Molecular function (GO): structural constituent of egg chorion
Source: RefSeq, a predicted model, not a curated record